AUGCACACCGUGCAAGGACGGUGAUUCAGUUAGCGGCGAGCCGCCGUCGGUGGAGGAUCGUCGAUCGCCGAUUUUUCGUCCCCUCUUCGGAUCGUAUCGCUUCGGUUGGAGCGGCGUGCCGCGUACCGUCUUUUCGAGCCGCAUAUACACAUUUCGACUCGCGUGUAACACGCGCACGCGCCCCUGUAUCUCGUUACGAUCCAUUACCAGCUCGCUCAGGAAUGAAAUUGACACGCGCGUUCUGCGUUCUGAAAAUCGAAUACACCUGAGUCAAUCUAUCUGUCUCUUUCUCUCUCUCUCUCUCUCUCUCCGAUGAAAUUUAUCGAAAGAAGCGAGGCUCGGAGAAGAUUUCGCGUUUCGUUCCCGCGAUAAUGCAAGUAAAGAAAGAUCGAUCGAAGCAAGCGGCCUCGCGGUUGGCAUCGAUAUUUUGAAUGGUUACUUUGAAUCGACCGGGAUCGCGAGAUGACGAGGCGAGAAGCGUGAAAGUUGGCGACUAGCUGUAGAGAGGAUCCCGCAACCCUCGUCGUUGUUGUGGAGUGAUCGGAGAGAAGAACGGAGCGAGGAAACGAUCGUCGAAGGAAAGAAGGACGGUUUGUGCGUAGGUGACACGGUAAGGGGCGAGCGGGAAGGGGCGAAAGAGCGAGGCAGAGCGGGGCGGAGGGAGGGAGAGGGGGAAGGGGGCCGGGAAGGGGGGAAGGAAGAGAGGAAGAAAGAAAAUCGGCUGGCGCGCGAAUAACACCACCGUCGAGGAUGAAGAGCGGAUCGACGGACGCGCGACUGCUCGUCGGGAUAAUUUGCGGAGUGAUUCUGCUCGGUGGCGGGCACGCGUUGGCGGGGAGCGAGAUCUACGCGAAAACGUUCCCGAGCCAACAGCACCCGUCGGACCCGUGCUACGACGAGGACAGGCCGCGACGAUGCAUACCGAAUUUCGUGAACGCGGCGUUCGGCGCGGCGAUCGAGGCCUCCUCGACCUGCGGAAGCGGCGGCCCCACGAGGUACUGCGACGUGAUCGAGCAGCCGGGCGGUAGCACGGGUAUAGGUCAGUGCCACAUCUGCGACGACAGCACGCCGCGGCGCCGUUUCCCCGCGAGUUACCUGACAGACGUGAGCAACCCCAACAACGUGACCUGCUGGCGGAGCGAGCCGCUCGUCACGUCGCAGAGUUUUUCCGCGCCGCCGGACAACGUGACCCUGACCCUCUCCCUGGGGAAGAAGUACGAGCUGACCUACGUCAGCCUGCAAUUCUGCCCGAGGGCGGCCAAGCCCGACUCGAUCGCGAUCUACAAGUCGAUGGACUACGGGAAGACCUGGCAGCCUUUCCAAUUCUACUCGUCCCAGUGCCGCCGCGUGUACGGGAGGCCGAACCGGGCGACCAUCACCAAGGCGAACGAGCAAGAGGCGAGGUGCACCGACAGCCAUCGGUACACGGGCGGCAACGGGCUCGCGCCCGUCGGCAGGAUCGCGUUCAGCACUCUGGAGGGGCGGCCGUCGGCCUCCGACUUCGACAAUUCGCCGGUGCUGCAGGACUGGGUCACCGCGACCGACGUCCGCGUGGUGUUCAACCGGCUUCACAUGCCCCAGCAGCCGUCCCAGGAGCAAGUGCUGCAGCUCGGUGCUGAGGAGCACGGCCUCGGCCUCGAGGAGUUGGCGAAGCGCGAGCGGGAGCGGGAGGAGAGGUUGAAGAGCCAGAAGAGCUCGGCUCGGGGCUCGCUGGACCCGCUGGCGACCGCGUUGCCCUCGGUGCACCAGGUGAUCGCUCCCCAGGAGAUGCAGUCGAACGACGCGGUGGAGGAAGGAGGCGAGGGGGGGGCUUUCGUCACCGUCUCGACCACGACGAGCAGCACCCUCGCCGGCAGCCUCGGGACGAGCACGCUCGCCCACCACUACGCCGUCUCGGACUUCGCCGUCGGCGGCAGGUGCAAGUGCAACGGCCACGCGGCGAGGUGCGUCCAAGGCAAGGACGGCGAGGUCGCCUGCGAGUGCAGGCACAACACCGCCGGCAGAGACUGCGAGAGAUGUCGGCCGUUCCACUUCGAUCGACCCUGGGCGCGAGCCACCGCCAGGGAUGCCAACGAAUGCAAAGAGUGCAACUGCAAUCUCCACGCAAGAAAGUGCAGAUUCAACAUGGAACUGUACAAGCUGUCGGGACGCGUCAGCGGAGGCGUUUGUCUGCAGUGCCGGCAUUUUACGGCAGGAAGACACUGUCACUAUUGUCGAGAAGGUUACUACAGGGAUCCGGCCAGACCGAUCCAACAUCGUAAAGCCUGCAAACCGUGUGACUGUCAUCCGAUCGGCGCUUCCGGAAAAACUUGUAACCAAAGCACCGGCCAAUGCCCGUGCAAAGACGGUGUAACUGGCACUACUUGUAAUAGAUGCGCCAGAGGUUACCAACAGAGUAGAUCGCAUAUUGCACCUUGCAUCAAAAUACCGAGAGUUGUGCAGACUCAAGGCACGGCCGGCGAGGAGAGCGGAGAGCACGAAGACGACGACGACGAUCGCGGUUACGAUGGACGAGCCGACCAGUGUGGAAAAUGUCGGGCCAGCACCAAAAGAUUAAACCUAAACAAGUAUUGCAAAAGAGAUUAUGCUAUUCUGGGCAGAAUAACGGACAGGCACAAAAAGAACGACGGCUCCUCGGCUGGGACAAGCGUUUCCGGUUCGGUUUGGAUACGCUUCACUUUGAACGUUGAUUUCAUAUAUAAAAAAUCCCCAAAUUCGAGGAUUCGUCGUGGCGAUGUGUUCCUCUACGUACAUUCGGCUGAUUUAGCCUGCAGAUGCCCAAAAAUCAAGCCAAAUAGGUCGUACUUGAUUCUUGGCCAAGAGAGCGACGGUGGAGGUCAAGGUGGGCUGACAGUGACGCAAAGGUCGAUCGUGAUCGAGUGGCGCGACGAGUGGCAUCGUAGAAUGCGACGUUUCCAGCGGAGGGCGAAAUCGUGCCAUUGAACCAAUUCUCACCGCACCAAGGAAAAUUAGACGAGGAGAAAGAGGGGAAGAUGGCGCAAGCGGCGCAGAGAAAGGAACGGAGAAGAGAGACAAGCAAGAGAGAUAGAGAAAAAAACAA
Molecule: messenger RNA, 3061 nt
Organism: Apis cerana (Asiatic honeybee)
Lineage: Eukaryota; Metazoa; Arthropoda; Insecta; Hymenoptera; Apidae
Product: netrin-1
Biological process (GO): motor neuron axon guidance; tissue development; dendrite development
Cellular component (GO): basement membrane
Molecular function (GO): protein binding
Source: RefSeq, a predicted model, not a curated record